AUGGCAGUCAUCACCAUAUUGUCUCAGAUUAAGAGACUCAGAGAAGAUGAACUCAAGUCCAGGUUUAUUGGAGGUACAGUAGUGAACACCGUGGUAACAGACUUUCAGAUAUAUGUCAACAUACAAAAUCAACAUAACCCCAAUUCAAGUGAUUUAGGUGAACCGCUCCGAAUUCUUUUGGUUGGAAUGACAGGGGCAGGAAGAAGUGCAACAGGCAACACCAUCCUGGGAAAACAGGUUUUUAAAUCCGAGAUAUCAUCAUCCUCUUUGACUAAGCAAUGUGAAAAAAAUAAUGCAACAGUUAAUGGAAGAAAUAUAUUAGUUAUUGACACCCCGGGUCUGUUUGACACCAGCUUAAAUACAGAUGAAGUGGUCAACAGAAUUAAGCAUUGCAUUUUACUCUCUGCUCCUGGUCCACAUGUCUUCUUAGUUGUGAUUCAGCUGGGCAGAUUCACAGAUGAAGAGGCAGAAGCUGUUAAAAGCAUUCAAGCAGUUUUUGGUGAGGAAUCCUCCACUUACACUAUGGCACUGUUCACUCAUGGAGAUCGAUUGGAGGACAAGAACAUUCACACAUUUGUGCGGGACAGCCCAAAACUGCUCAGAUUCAUCAAAACUUGCAGUGGAAGAUUCCAUGUGUUCAACAAUAAAGAACAAAAUCCUGAACAGGUUGUUCAGUUGUUUGAACAGAUUGACAAAAUAGUUUCUGGGAAUUAUGGGCAACAUUACACUAGUGAGAUGCUUGAAAUAGAGAAAGCGACUGAGGAGGAAAAAUAUCACAUCCUGAAAGAGAAUGAGGAGAAGAGAAAGAAUGAAACAGAAGCUCUGAGGGCUAAACUUGAAGGUGAAGCUUUUGAAAAAGAAAAAGAAAAACUGGACAAUGAAUUUGAACAGCAGGCACAAUGGCAAGCUGAGAAAAAUAUUCGUAUGCGAAAUGGUGGGUUCUCUUUUCUUAAUUAUGUAAGAACUUUUUUUUCCCAAAAGAAACCUGAAUCUUGAAAAAUAAAUAAAUCAAAUAAAACAUUUCACUAAA
Molecule: messenger RNA, 1030 nt
Organism: Rhinichthys klamathensis goyatoka
Lineage: Eukaryota; Metazoa; Chordata; Actinopteri; Cypriniformes; Leuciscidae
Product: GTPase IMAP family member 7-like
Exons: 3
Coding region: 1-996 (331 amino acids)
Molecular function (GO): GTP binding
Source: RefSeq, a predicted model, not a curated record